AUUGUAUCCUUCUUCUUCAUGUAGAAAGCUCCUCCUCACAUUUCUUGGCUAAUACUCCUCAACGCUGCCGACACGAGAGAGAACAAUGGCAAUCAAGAACCUUCUUUUCCUUGUGGUUCUUCUUAGCGUUCUUGGAGUUUCAGUUGCCCAUCCAAAGGGUCUUUACAUCAACUACUACAAACGCAGGUGUCCGGACGCAGAAGCCAUUGUCCGACGUGUCACAGUUCAAUAUGUUUCUCACGAGCCAAGUCUUGCCGCUGCACUUCUAAGGAUGCACUUUCAUGAUUGUUUCGUCAGAGGAUGUGAUGGUUCCAUUCUUCUGAAAUAUCCAUAUAAUGAGACGGAAAGAUACGCUGCCCCCAACUUGUCAGUGAGAGGCUACGAAGUGGUGGAUGCUGUCAAGUCAGCGCUCGAGAGGAAGUGUCCUGGUGUUGUUUCUUGCUCUGAUGUUCUCUCUUUAGUCGCUAGAGACGCCGUCAUAGUGAUCAACGGACCCUGGUGGCCGGUUCCAUUGGGCAGAAGGGAUGGACGCAUCUCAAGAAAAUCUGAAGUUAAUUUACCAUCCCCACUCGCUGGAAUAGCAGCACUGAAAAAGAACUUCUUUGACAAGGGUCUUAACACUAAAGACCUUGUUGUUCUCUCAGGAGCUCACACAAUUGGAAUCUCUCAUUGCAGUGUCAUCCACCAAGGUAUAUACAACUUCACCGGCAAAGGCGAUUCUGACUCGUCGUUGAACCCUAGAUAUGCUAGAGCAUUGAAGAGAAGGUGCAACCCAGCUGAUAACAGGACGAUAGUGAUGGACCCACGUAGUGUCAAGAAGUUUGAUUCCCACUACUUCAACAUGGUGGCUCAGAGGAAAGGUUUGUUCAAAUCUGACAGAACACUUCUUGAUGACCCUGAGACCAAAAGUUACAUUUACACACAAGUUGCAACUGAUGGAUCUUCAUUCAACAAAGAUUUCGCUCACUCAAUGGUUAAACUAGGGUUCGUCGGAAUCCUUACCGGGAACAAGGGUGAGAUCAGGAAGAGAUGCGCUUUCGUGAACUAACUAUCCCUUUCGGAUCGAUUAUUGUUUUAAAACGCUUGCUGCUACUUUGUGAUUCAACGUUUUUCCUUCUCAUCUUUAUGCUUGCUCCAGUUCAGCAUGCUCCGUUUGUUAUGUUCUUUUCGACAUUAUUAGUAAUGCAACUGUUUUCUA
Messenger RNA from Raphanus sativus (radish), 1198 nucleotides. RefSeq names its product peroxidase 1-like. The coding region runs from base 86 to 1048 and encodes 320 amino acids. The transcript is spliced from 4 exons. NCBI's taxonomy places the organism in Eukaryota, Viridiplantae, Streptophyta, Magnoliopsida, Brassicales, Brassicaceae. Gene Ontology annotation, molecular function: heme binding; peroxidase activity. Gene Ontology annotation, cellular component: plant-type cell wall; plasmodesma. Gene Ontology annotation, biological process: hydrogen peroxide catabolic process; response to oxidative stress. The record is from RefSeq and is a predicted model, not a curated record.